UUAGUUUGACGGCAGUUUUGGAUGAGCUCCGGUGACCUGCCUACAACAGCGCGAAACCGACGACUGAGAACAAUUGAUGUCUUCAUGCGCUGACCAGGGCACUACAUUCAAAGCCACCGCCGCCGAGGCGUACGAACACAACGAAUGAAUAAAUCAGGAUCUAGCGCCUAACGCGCUAUCCGCCCGAUACAAAGGGUAUAGCUGGUAUAGCCCCCACUAUCAUCAUCAUCAUCGCCUCCCUUUCUGCAAAUGGGUCACGAUAAGUGGCAGUUGAUGGUCGAGACACCUACAAAAGCCGUGCCUGUAGUCAAGUUCUCGAAUGGAUGUCUUCGGCAAACUCAUGAAAUGCCGGUGCGUGUGUAUAAGCGAAAAAGCUCAGCGGAAAAGUCAUGUGUAAGCCAUAAAGUUUUUGUGGCAAGUACUGAUCACGUGGAUUACGUAGGAGAAUACCAUCGGAACAACUCCUUGGUCCAACAGUUGCUAGCCAUCGAAGACGGAAAAUACGUACGGCUUUACCCAGCCGAGCUUGUUACACUAGCCCCGUACAUUCAGCGUCCCGAAAGCCGCACAAAGGCGAAGGAAGGUGAUAGCUAUCGAGGCCAAGUAGAUGCACUAGCGUCGGCUUUCGGGAGCAAAAGGAAGCGUCGAGCGGUGGAAAGCCGGCUACGACUUGAAGUGCAGGAAUCGAACCUUCAGUUAUCUGCAAGUGCAACUCUCGGAGAGAUUCAAGAGUCUGCAGUCCUGAAGGAGACUGUCGAAGAAACUAGUACUGUCAGUGCAAUUCCGCCGCAGAACAAAAAUGCAGUCAUCCCUCAAGACGUGUACCCAAUAGAAGCCAUUGUCCAGGCUGACGAUCACCCGUACCUUGACCAACUGGCAACCCCAUUGCUGAGUGCUGGAGCGGAAGAGAUUGAACAAUGGAGGGCAGACGCCACUUACUCUGAUUAUGUGUUGCAACGUGUGCUGCGCAUGUCCAAGGACCCAGAGAAUCGAGAACUGGAAUCUCGGCUUCUGGUUUACUACCAGUUACUUGUGAACCUGUCUCGAAUGCGACCCAAGGACUUUCUGCGCAAGGAUCCAAUGCCAAACGUUGAAGAGCCCAUUAAGCAGAAGCUCUUAAACACAUUUACAUUGAGUGCAAGGAACGAGCAAGGAAUCUGCAAACGUACAUUUCCAGAUAGGUUGAGGGACAAGGUAUUUGCCUACCUACUUGUCUUGGUGCUUAUCCUUGAAGACUACAAGGCAGAUCUACAGCUUGUACAGCCAGACACAAAGGCAUCUACUUCUCGUCUCGUCAACAUUGGUUAUGCACUCGGUUGUCACGUGGGGACACACCGUCUUCCGGGCUCCCACAUUAGCACAAAAUAUCUGGAGCUCAAGUUACCGCUGCACAAUGGGCUGCGUCCAAAAAAGAUGCGUAAAUAAAGUAAAAAGGCCUGUGAAAAAAAUGGGUAAUUGUAACCAUG
Messenger RNA from Ornithodoros turicata, 1466 nucleotides. RefSeq lists its product as uncharacterized. Gene Ontology annotation, cellular component: RNA polymerase I complex. The coding region runs from base 250 to 1425 and encodes 391 amino acids. The transcript has a single exon. NCBI's taxonomy places the organism in Eukaryota, Metazoa, Arthropoda, Arachnida, Ixodida, Argasidae. Gene Ontology annotation, biological process: transcription elongation by RNA polymerase I; RNA polymerase I preinitiation complex assembly; DNA-templated transcription. The record is from RefSeq and is a predicted model, not a curated record. Gene Ontology annotation, molecular function: DNA binding.